ACUACAGAUAUGAAGCAUUGUGUCAGUAUGACAGGCAAGCAUAGGGUCUCCUCUUUCCCAAUGGCUUCUAUGCUUCUCUUUCUCAUUGCAGCAUUUGCUGCUGGGCCUCUUGGCUUGGAAGCUCAUGUGGUUCGAGACUUUUCAUUGUGUAAGGAAUUCUUUUACAAAGACACUGAACCCACAGGUAUAGAUCAGAAUGCCGCAAGGAUCUGCCAGAAACGUGGAUUCUACUACUACGCUUCCCUGUAUUCCACAAGUCAUCGAAUACCACUGUACAGCGCCUACACCUUUGACUUUACCUGUAGGGACAAUCGUGUACAAAGAAGAGAAACCUGGUUUAUUGAACCACAGAUUUCUGACCUUGUUGGAGAAGACAUGGCUCUUCCAAGACAAAACAAAGAGAUCAUCAGACUUAAUCAAGCGCUCAACGAGGAUUAUGAAUACACAGAUUACGACCGCGGACACCUAAACCCGAAUAAUUAUCACUGUAACGAAGGCCGUACUGCCACGUUCACGCUGACCAACGCUGUGCCCAUGGAUGCGUGUUUCAAUCGAGUCUAUUGGAGAAAAUAUGAGGAUUAUUUGGGGAAUAUAGUACUAGAACUUUCUGGGAUGGGAACCGCCUAUUUUGUGACAGGGGCUGUGCCUUCAAGAAAUAGAAUACCUGUGCCAGGUUUGGACGCCACUGAAGAAGACAGGGAAUUUAGUAGGGUUACAAUUCCCAGUCACACAUGGACUGCUUUGUGCUUUAAACAUAAUAUUGAGCAGUUUUCAUUUUCUAUAGGCUACAUCGGAGAGAAUAAAGCAGAUGCCAUCAUCCAAGUAAUGUCAAUCCCUGAUCUUGUUCGCGUGCUGGGUGGGCUAUACAACAGCCCUCACCUGCAGAUCUUUGAAGAUGAUUGUUAUUCUUCUACUCAGAAAUCCCAAAAAAUUCUACAGCAACUCUUUAAAAAACUGCAUCUCCCUCAAUUUCAAAGACCGUUUUCCUUUGAUCAAAAUGUGCAAAAUAUUUUAACUGCAAGCUUAUCGAAGAGGCAGAGGCGCAGUGGCAGUCACGAACUGACUAAAAAGCCCAGAAUUACUCACAUGAAGGUGGAAUUGAACUACGGAGACAUGACAGAGUGGUUCGACAACACAGAGUACAUGAAGAGCAAUGCCCUCACUACUUGUGUGUUCGAACCCAAGUCGAACGUGCACUCUUCCUGGCCGACAUACACCAGAGAUGAGCUUCGUAAGAGACGUUCUGCUGAUAAACUAGACGAUUACAUCUAUACACUCGUCCCGGAGAAGUCUACACCUGAGACUGUCAUCACAGCCGAUGGUACUCAUUGCAAAGAAGGCACUACAUGUUCUGACGGCAGCUGUCUGACUGAGCAAGGGACAAAAGAGUGCUGCACUUCACCUUGCCUGUAUAAUCACUUCUGGAAAGAUUUCAUGUGCAAUUCGGGACAGGAAUCAAUCCAGUGCUCCACCCAGUAUUCCACUGUGACUGUGAAUGGUAAAUCAUGCAGACAAGAUCACUCAUGUGGGACUUAUGGAGAGACGUAUUAUUGGUGUUACACGGCUGGCAGUGAUUGGGAUUACUGCAGUCCGCCUUUUGUAAACAGCAUAGGUUUAAAUGGAAAACCUUGCAGAAUCGACCAUGAAUGCAGCACCUAUGGGGAAAGUUACUACUGGUGUUAUACUGAUCAAUACAACCACUGGAGUGAGUGUUGCACUGAUAAAGACCCCUAUGUAGCUCUGAAUGGUAGAACGUGUAAACCAGAACACAGGUGUGGCACCUAUGGGGAAACUUAUCUAUGGUGCUACACUACAGAUGGUUCAUGGGAUUACUGCUGUACACAAUAAAACUUAAGCUCUUUCCUUUCCAUUAGGUCGCUAUGCUUUCCUGGUUUCUUUCUGCUGUUGCAAAACCACUUGAUUAUAAACGUAGGCAGACAGAAUGUAAUCUGCUGUGCCGUUCUCUGAAGCAUUUCUUUACCUGUCAUUCUUUGCAUUGCAAUAACAGUUGAAUUUAAAGCUUACGUUGUCAUUAAUUGAAUUGAAUGGGAUUGGGAUAAAUGGCAGGGUUAGACAAGAUGAAAAUGGAAAAUCAUUUACUGCUGUAGUCUGUUUGAAAACAUUCUGAUCGAGCAUUAAAGGACUUGUUUACCCUAUAGAAAAAUAAAAUAAAAUAAAUAUUAUUA
Messenger RNA from Polyodon spathula (Mississippi paddlefish), 2186 nucleotides. RefSeq lists its product as uncharacterized. The record is from RefSeq and is a predicted model, not a curated record. The coding region runs from base 10 to 1848 and encodes 612 amino acids. Lineage: Eukaryota; Metazoa; Chordata; Actinopteri; Acipenseriformes; Polyodontidae. Gene Ontology annotation, molecular function: metal ion binding; hydrolase activity; nucleic acid binding. The transcript has 2 exons.